Onthophagus taurus is the source of this 1958-nucleotide messenger RNA. It is a transcript of the gene Mau2, whose product is annotated as Mau2 sister chromatid cohesion factor. Gene Ontology annotation, molecular function: protein binding. Gene Ontology annotation, biological process: mitotic sister chromatid cohesion. The record is from RefSeq and is a predicted model, not a curated record. NCBI's taxonomy places the organism in Eukaryota, Metazoa, Arthropoda, Insecta, Coleoptera, Scarabaeidae.
AGUUCAAUUUUGUAAACAACAAAAAUGGCGUCCUCUCAGGAUGCUUGGUAUUUAUCUCUUCUAGGAUUAGCAGAGCAUUUUAGGACUUCCAACCCUCCUAUGAUAAAAUUAUGUAUCCAGUGUUUACAGGCGGUAUUUAAUUUUAAACCUCCACCACGAGUAGAGGCUCGGACACAUUUACAAUUAGGAAAUAUCCUACUUACUCAUACAAAAAAUACAGAUUUAGCUAAAACUCAUUUAGAACAAGCUUGGAUGCUGUCGCAGAUGAUAAACUCAUUCGAUGAUGUUAAAUUCGAAGCCGCUAGUGUUCUCGCUGAUUUAUACGAACAACAAAGUCAGUCUGCACUGUCUAAACCAAUAUUAAGAAAAGCGAUUGAGUUAUCACAACAUAAUGUUUAUUGGCAUUGUAGAUUGAUUUUUCAAUUAGCUCAAAUCCAUGCUACAGAAAAAGAUUAUCAAUUAGCAAGUAGUUUGUUGGGAGUUGGUGUUGAUUAUGCUCAUAUUUCCAAUGCUUAUUAUACAAGAGUUUUAUUUUUAUUGAGCAAAGGAAUGUUAUUAAUUAUUGAUAAAAAAUAUCAAGAUGUUCAAUCUAUCUUAACUCAAGCUAACCAUUUAAUUGAAACUUGGACAGGAGGACCAACUCAAAAAGAAUAUUUAAAAAUUUUUCAUUUAAUACUACAAGUCUGCCAUUCUUUGGCAUUUGGACAAACAAGAGGUGUUAAACCGUACUUAAAAACUCUACAAACAAGUCUGCAAACACUUUUAACAAUUGAAGAUGAUUUAACAAACAAUGAAAUGUUUCUUUGGUUACCAAAAGAUCAUCUUUGGUUGCUUGGUAUGAUUGUAAUGGUAAUGCAUAGUAUGCAAUCUGGUUACAUGGAUAAAGCACAAAAAUUUUCUGACAAAGCUAUGGCUCAUUUAGAAAAAUUAAAAGUUAGUGAUAAUAAAUCGAUUUUAUCAGUAUUUCACAUAAACCUACUUGAACAUAUGAUUAUGUGCCGUUUAGUUAUGGGUAAUAAAACGAUGGCAAUCCAAGAAAUUUCAACGUGCGCCACGAUUUGCAAAGAUAAUCCAAAAUUACUUGACACGCAUAGUACUCAACUACACGCACUUCUCGGGUUAUAUUCGAUGAAUAUGAACUGUUUUGAAGCCGCUGAAGCUCAAUUUAACAUCGUCUUAUCUACCGCCCAAAGUCGAGAUUUAUUCACAUUUGGAAAUCUUAACUUAGCCAUCAUUUUUUUAAGAAAUAAACGCGAAUCGGAAUUAAAUAAUAUAUUAGAUCGGAUUCUUCCGGAUAAUUUACCAUCAAUUUCGCAAAGUUUACGAGCAGCUGCUUAUUAUGUUCAAGGGCUCCAAGCAUUUUUUGAAAUGAGAUUUAAUGACGCAAAAAGAUUUUUAAGAGAAACUUUAAAAAUGGCAAAUGCAGAAGAUAUGAAUCGAUUAACAUCCUGCUGUUUAGUGUUAUUGGGACAUGUAUUUCUUUCAUUACGAAAUCAUCGUGAAAGUAUGAAUAUGGUUUCACCGGCCAUGCAAUUGGCAAGCAAAAUACCGGAUAUUCACGUUCAAUUAUGGGCUUCGGCAAUAUUAAAAGAUCUUUACCAAAUUUGUGGUGAUCCACACAGAGAGGGUGAAGCUUAUCAACAACAUGUGCAUUUUUCUCAAAUGCUGUUGAAAGAACAUUAUCAAGCUUCGAAGCUUCCUGCUCAUAAUUUAAUUCAUUGGACUCAAGGACCAGUUCCUCCCAGUAUUACACAACCCAGUUCAUCAUCACCAAGUACUUCUUCAGCUGGUACAGCUGGUACAGCUGGGACAGGUGGUGCUACACCAUUGGGUUAAUUUAUUUAUGUUUAGGUAAAUAAAUAAGAUUUUAUAUUAUUCUUUAAUAUGACUUUACGAGUUUAUUUAUUGUAUAUUUUAACCAGAUUUAAUAAAACAAGUUUUUUUUUUAAAUUUUUAAA